AUGGGUCUUGGUGGGCCUGUAUAUGGUGGGUCUUAUAUGGGUCUUGGUGGGCCUGUAUAUGGUGGGUCUUAUAUGGGUCUUGGUGGGUCUGUAUAUGGUGGGUCUUAUAUGGGUCUUGGUGGGCCUGUAUAUGGUGGGUCUUAUAUGGGUCUUGGUGGGUCUGUAUAUGGGGGGUCUUAUAUGGGUCUUGGUGGGCCUGUAUAUGGUGGGUCUUAUAUGGGUCUUGGUGGGCCUGUAUAUGGUGGGUCUUAUAUGGGUCUUGGUGGGUCUGUAUAUGGUGGGUCUUAUAUGGGUCUUGGUGGGCCUGUAUAUGGUGGGUCUUAUAUGGGUCUUGGUGGGUCUGUAUAUGGUGGGUCUUAUAUGGGUCUUGGUGGGUCUGUAUAUGGUGGGUCUUAUAUGGGUCUUGGUGGGCCUGUAUAUGGUGGGUCUUAUAUGGGUCUUGGUGGGUCUGUAUAUGGUGGGUCUAGAAGCUUAUAG
Procambarus clarkii (red swamp crayfish) is the source of this 477-nucleotide messenger RNA. Lineage: Eukaryota; Metazoa; Arthropoda; Malacostraca; Decapoda; Cambaridae. The record is from RefSeq and is a predicted model, not a curated record.